UGGGAAGAAUACAAUUAUGUGAGCUACACGAUUUACUUCGCAUUUUCACGCGCUUGCUACUGCUGAAUUGUUUCGCGGAUACCAUGGUAGUACAAUGCAAAGAUGCAAUUAUUUGUCUACGCUGCGAUUCUCAAGGAAGAAAGUACAAUACAAAGCAACAACAACCAAAAAAGAAGGUACAAUACAUUAUUUUAACGCAAUUGCAAAUAUGACCGGGUUUGUAGCAGUCCACACUGGUGCUGGAAAUUGCAUAGAUGAAACCAAAUACCAGCGCGUUAUCAAAGAAGCCGGUGUUCGAGCCACAGACAUACUCAAAAAUGGUGGUUCCGCAAUGGACGCAGUUGAGGCGGCGAUAAUGCGUCUAGAAAAUUGUGGCAAUACUAAUGCCGGGUUCGGGUCCAACCUCUGUUGGGAUGGGCGAGUGCAAUGUGAUGCGUCCAUAAUGAAUGGUUCGAAUUUACAUUUUGGAGCCUGCACAAACGUGAGUACAGUACGAAAUCCGAUACGACUAGCUCGUUUGAUAUGCGAUGGGCAGUCAACUAUGCUAUCAAUGGAGCGCAUACCGCCAAUGGUAAUGGCUGGUAGUAGCGCGGAAAGGUAUGCUGAAGAACUAGGUUGUACGAUGAUCGACGCCAGCGCCAUGAUUUCUUCCAAGGCGAAAUUCUCAUAUAACCACUACAAAUCUAAAAUAGCGGCAGUAUCACCCGCAGCAGAAGGAACCACUAGCACAAGUAAUAGAAUGUCGACGUUACCAGUUGUCUCAGCUCAAGUUAGUGCCCUUGAUAUUGUUGGAGCAGUGUGUGUUGAUAGUAACGGGAAUACAGCUGCUGGUUGCAGCUCUGGUGGACUAUUAUUGAAGGUGCCAGGACGCGUGGGUCAGGCAGCCACCUAUGGUGCACAAACUUUUAUGUUGGGACAGUAUUUUCAUAGCAUGUUCGUUGUUGGUCAAAAAUCAGGUAUUGCGUAUACGUAAAAAAGGAAAUAACAACUUUAAAAUCCACAGCUUAUCUGAACGCUGUGAAAUUUUGUAAAUUUGUUUGUUAAAUGGCCAAAAUUGAUCUCUUUGUGAAGUUUUUUGUGGCCCUAAAAAGGGCCUUGCAAGCAUUCACUAAAAUUUUAUCUCUGCGAACUUUUUUGGCCCUAAAAAGGGCCUUUAAAGCGUACAUUCAUUUAUUGCAAAUCUGAUCUCUUUGUUUAGUUUUUGCGGCUCUGAAAAGGGCCUUUGAAAUGUUGAAAGUAUUUACUGAAAUUAAAUUAAUUUAUAUUGUUUAUGAAACUGUACGCGGUUUAAAAGUGUCACUCACCAAAAGUACAUAUCUGUGGUUUAAUUAUCGUUGUAUUGGGCUGUGCUGAAAUAAAAUUAUAAUUUAUAUUUAUUUAAGAAGCUUUAAGUAUU
Rhagoletis pomonella (apple maggot) is the source of this 1396-nucleotide messenger RNA. RefSeq names its product threonine aspartase 1-like. NCBI's taxonomy places the organism in Eukaryota, Metazoa, Arthropoda, Insecta, Diptera, Tephritidae. Gene Ontology annotation, molecular function: threonine-type endopeptidase activity. The record is from RefSeq and is a predicted model, not a curated record. Gene Ontology annotation, biological process: protein maturation. Bases 95 to 973 code for a protein of 292 amino acids. The transcript has 2 exons.